Anisakis simplex (herring worm) is the source of this 278-nucleotide messenger RNA. The record is from the annotation of a GenBank genome assembly. NCBI's taxonomy places the organism in Eukaryota, Metazoa, Nematoda, Chromadorea, Rhabditida, Anisakidae.
GUGUAUCACAUUCAGAUUUGGGAGCUGAAGUAUAUGCAGUAACAGUGAGCGAUCAGUACAAAGCGGACGAACUCUUGGCUUAUACGGCUGAUCCAGAACGUCUUUUGAUUCGAUUGAAGGACCAUGAACCAGAAUUCACCAAAUUGGUUGCACUGAAUGAGUGCCGAAAGGAGAAGAGCGAUCAGCUGAAUGGAACCACUGAGAGCGUUGCGCAGCCGAUCCAAGCUUCCAAGUCUCCAGUACCAUCAAGCAGCACCAAUAAACUACUAGAGCCAGAA